Molecule: messenger RNA, 2807 nt
Organism: Polyodon spathula (Mississippi paddlefish)
Lineage: Eukaryota; Metazoa; Chordata; Actinopteri; Acipenseriformes; Polyodontidae
Product: CLOCK-interacting pacemaker-like
Exons: 4
Coding region: 460-1734 (424 amino acids)
Biological process (GO): negative regulation of DNA-templated transcription; negative regulation of circadian rhythm
Cellular component (GO): nucleus
Source: RefSeq, a predicted model, not a curated record
GGUCAUAGGCCACGAUUAUUAGCCGUCGAGCCGUCCAUCGUAUAUAUACACACACACACAGACACGCACAGAUAGCACUACAGUGGAUUAGGUUUCAUUUAUUUUGUUGCUGUUUUAAAUCCGAGUGACAGUGUGCAUGUGGUGUUUGUUUAGUAUUUUUGCAGUAGAAGUUAGUCCAGCCACAUUGCCCUUGGUACGAACAUUGUCGUAGGCAGGCAUGGUGAAGGCAAGAUCAGAAUAGCCAGUCGCCUCAAGUGAACUGGUCGAACUGCUUUUUUAAUAAUACCCCAAAACUAAUCGCUUUUGCUUAUUAUAUUCAAGCAGUUAAACAUUGUCACAGUGGAGCAUGACCAAUCAUAAUUUUAAAUGAAAUUGGCAUUAUGUUCUGCGUAAAUGUCCCGGUUAUAAUAAUGUUAAAGCUUGCUUUAGUUUCUCGCAGUGCAGUGAUGUCAAGGUCACAUGAAUCUGCUUGACGUCACAUGGACAUCGAUCAAACACGUGUGCGGUACAGCGUUGAAAUGCACUUUUAAAAGCGUCACGCUGGGAGAAAUUUAUAUUCAUCUAAAGAAAUCCAUAGAAAUAGCAAUGAGCAGUACUUGUAAAGGUGUAGGUCACAAGAGACCCAGUGUAAGAUUGCACAGCGAGGUUAUGAGCAAGCGGAGGCAUCUGCAACCCAGUAAUGCGAAGAGGGAUUGUGACAAGGAUUCUGGAUUUUCAGAUUCCGGUUCAGGGUAUGUAAGUGCUGUAGAGAACACAGAUUGCAAGGAUGGGCCUAAAGCCUUGUCCCAGAGCAUGGGAUCCAUGCCACAGCCAGCACAAGUGGCUGUGCUAGGAGGUGCUUUCCCUGGACUCUCCCCUGUGAUUGUCAUGAACAAUGUUCUGCUUAAACAGCCAAAUAAUACCGUUCCCCAAAAUAAACCUUGGGCUUUCCAGCCCCAGGUUGUGUUUCUCCAGCCUGUUGUCUCAAAUGCCACCACCCGACAAGAACUCAUCAAGGAGAAGAAACAAAGUUCAGGAAACUGCCUGCCUAUCUUGAAAUCUUAUCCCAAAAUAGCCCCGCACCCGGGAGAGAGCUGUACGGAGAAGAGCAGUUCCAGCUUUGCUUGUGAGGACCAGGCAGCAACAACCAAACACAGGCAUAGCAGGGAAAAAAUACAGACGGGCUGGGAAAGCACAGCAAGCACAGCAUCAUGUAGCCAGUCCUCCACUUUGAGCACAGGCUCAAGCACUCUGCAAAGUCAAGCAGAUGCCCCCAGCAGCUCGUUAGAAAGUGGAUCAGAACCGGUUCUGAACUCUCAAGAACAACUGUCCACUGUAUGCCCUCCAGCCCCACCAUGCCCCUCACCUGCACUAAUACCAAAUUGUCCGUCCUCUGCUUUGCCUGCUAGUGAUCAUCUGGAUUCAAAGAGCCAACGGGACGGUUCGGUCGGCAAUCAGUGUGACAAGAAAAGCAAGAGGAAGCGCUUCUGCAACACCUACAACAUCCUCUGUAAGUCAGGGCUGCUGGGUAUCGCGCUGAGGACAAAGGAGUUGAUUAGACAGAAUCGAAAAAUGCAGAGCGAGUUAGAUCGCCUGAAAGAACAAACCAACCUUUUUGUUGAAGCAAUCAAAAGCGGUCAUCCACAGGUCUGGUCCAAGCUCCAACUGAGCAUGUUCGCGAGUGGCACCCCUGCAUGCGUUACCAAAGAAAGCAACUCUGGCAAAACCAAUCAAAGUGAUUUAGCUCUGGACUGAGUGAGAGGGAGCACUCCCUCUGCACUACAUCCUGCAGAUUGCUUAUUGACACUGCGUGUCCUGUUAACCUUCCAUUUGCUUUACAUUUUAUUCUGUGGGGAAAUGCACCUUAAACCAUGAUCUCUGCAUGUGGUAUUGCAAUUGGAAAGUUCUUGCAGCUAUUUUAUAAUGAAGGUACAUCUUUUUGUAGCAGUUUAUGAUCGUUUGAGGGAGCUGUUUGAAGAGAGUUAUUAGUUUCUGUUUUGUUUUAAUGUGCAUUGUGGUAUACUGUUGUUUCUCGGUGGGAGGUGGGUUAGCACGAUAGAUCCUUUAAUUUCAAUACUUGUCGGUAUGUCUAAGUCUAUUGAAAAGGGCCACCACUAUUCUUCAAUUUGUUCAAACCUGCAAUUCCUUUUCUUGCGGAUCACAGUAUAUUUGAAUGGUCAUAUUUCUUCUGAUGCAGGAUGUUUAUUUAAUUUAUUUAUUUGGUUUAUACACGUGCAAAAUUAUAAACACAUUUGCUUUGUCUUGGUUUUAAGAAGUGCAUCAUACAACAUACUGCAUGUCUUAAACUGUCAAACGGAAACUGUACGGCAGCUAUUGAAGUAAAAUACUUUCAUAUGUCUGGAAUGUAUCGUCCAUCGCUAUAUAUGAAUUGAAAGUCUCACUUUAUUUUGCAUGAAUCACUGCUUUGUGUGUUUGUGAGAAUUAAUUAAGUCAGUUGUAGUCAGAUCUGAGCACUCUUUCCAGUUUGUUUUGCUGUAUCACAUGUGCCACCUGGUGCCUGUGGUGACUUGCUGAAGUUUAAGGCUUGGUUCAUACUUCUGUCACAGAUGACUAGGCUAUACGUCAGAAGCAGGCAGCUGUAAAAGCUGUGCCUCGUCACUCUUCUGUCACAGAUGACUAGGCUAUACGUCAGGAGCAGGCAGCUGUAAAAGCUGUGCCUCUUCACUCUUCUGUCACAGAUGAAUAGGCUAUACGUCAGGAGCAGGCAGCUGUAAAAGCUGUGCCUCUUCACUCUUCUGUCACAGAUGACUAGGCUAUACGUCAGGAGCAGGCAGCUGUAAAAGCUGUGCCUCUUCACUCUUCUGUCA